AGGAGAGCUAGGGAGGCCGCAAGAGAGGCCGGAGACGGCGGCUUAGGGGCGGGACUCUUUUUUAAAGUCCGUGGAGGAAGUGCAGGAUCCCUCCGCGGGGAGUCACGUGCCCCGCCCCCUUGGGGGCGUCGAAACUCUUAACAAAAACAAGGGGCUUGGGGAGGCCUCGGCUGAGGCGGCGGGGUGCGGCGGUGGGCUGGUUUUCGGCUUCCGGCGUUGCGCCCCGGCGGAGGGUGGGCGCGCGGGGAGCGGGAUGGAGCCGGGGCUGUGAGGCCGAGGCGGCGGUGCCUGGGAGGAAGGGUCGGAUGCCGGGCCGGGGGCACCGCUGAGGCGGUGGGUCCCCGACCUGCGAGACAGGUUUGGAAGCCCCCGCUGCGCCCAGUCCCUGCGGACCGCGAGGCCGCGGGCGGGUGGAGGCGCGUCUCCGGCACGAUGAAGGAUUUGGGGGCAGAGCAUUUGGCAGGUCAUGAAGGGGUCCAACUCCUCGGAUUGUUGAACCUCUACCUGGAACAAGAAGAGAGAUUCCAACCUCGAGAAAAAGGGCUGAGUUUGAUUGAGGCUACCCCGGAGAAUGAUAACACUUUGUGUCCAGGUUUGAGAAAUGCCAAAGUUGAAGAUUUAAGGAGUUUAGCCAACUUUUUUGGAUCUUGCACUGAAACUUUUGUCCUGGCUGUCAAUAUUUUGGACAGGUUCUUGGCUCUUAUGAAGGUGAAACCUAAACAUUUGUCUUGCAUUGGAGUCUGUUCUUUUUUGCUGGCUGCUAGAAUAGUUGAAGAAGACUGCAAUAUUCCAUCCACUCAUGAUGUGAUCCGGAUUAGUCAAUGUAAAUGUACUGCUUCUGACAUAAAACGGAUGGAAAAAAUAAUUUCAGAAAAAUUGCACUAUGAAUUGGAAGCUACUACUGCCUUAAACUUUUUGCACUUAUACCAUACUAUUAUACUUUGUCAUACUUCAGAAAGGAAAGAAAUACUGAGCCUUGAUAAACUAGAAGCUCAGCUGAAAGCUUGCAACUGCCGACUUGUCUUUUCAAAAGCAAAACCAUCUGUAUUAGCCUUGUGCCUUCUCAAUUUGGAAGUGGAAACUUUGAAAUCUGUUGAAUUACUGGAGAUUCUCUUGCUAGUUAAAAAACAUUCCAAGAUUAAUGACACCGAGUUCUUUUACUGGAGAGAGUUGGUUUCUAAAUGCCUAGCCGAGUAUUCUUCUCCUGAAUGUUGCAAACCAGAUCUUAAGAAGUUGGUUUGGAUCGUUUCAAGGCGCACAGCCCAGAACCUCCACAACAGCUACUAUAGUGUUCCUGAGCUGCCAACGAUACCUGAGGGGGGUUGUUUUGAUGAAAGUGAAAGUGAGGACUCUUGUGAAGAUAUGAGUUGUGGAGAGGAGAGUCUCAGCAGCUCUCCUCCCAGUGAUCAAGAGUGCACCUUCUUUUUCAACUUCAAAGUGGCACAAACACUGUGCUUUCCAUCUUAGAAAUCUGAUUGUUCUGUCAGAAUUUAUAUGUACAGGUUUCAAAGCAAUAAAUGGGGGAAUAGGUAGUUUUCUGGUUUAGCCCCCAUCUAGUCAGGAAUUAAAUAUACUGGAAUACCUACCUUCUAUUUGUUAUUCAGAUCAGAUCUGGCCUAUUUUCAUAUUUAUCCUAAGCCAUCAAAUGGGGUAGUGCCUCUUAAACCAUUAACAGUACUUUAGACAUUGGCACUUUAUUUUUCUCGUUGAUCUUUAGCUACUUUGGGGAGGAGGGAAGGUGCUGAUACCUUCAAUUUGUUACUUUUCAAGAUUUUUAAAAAUAAUAACUAGUGUAGCUUAUCUUAAACAUUUUAUAAAACCUUCAGAUGUCUUUAAGCAAGAUUUUUAAAAAUAAUAACUAGUGUAGCUUAUCUUAAACAUUUUAUAAAACCUUCAGAUGUCUUUAAGCAGAUUGGAAGUAUGCAAGUGCUUCCUUAGCAGGGACAGUGGAUAAUCCUUCAUGGUUUAUCGUAGAUUUCCCCCUCCCCUCUUCUCAGAAGAGUGAAUAUGCUCUUAAAUGUCAAACACAUUUUUGUUGUUUUGUUUUUUAAAUGAUCAGUGUCUAUUUGAUGUGAUGCAGCUCUUAUAAAUUUGGGAAUUAUUGACAUUUCUGUGAUUUUUAUAUAUGUAAUGUCUUAAUUGAGAUUUCUGCUAAGGCAGAAAUAAUUAGGCUAGGGCUCUUAGUUUCAUUCCUAUUGCCCAAGUAUUGUCUAACUGGUAUUAUUUUAAUGUUACUUUAAAAAUCCAUAAUCUGCUAGUUUUGCAUGUACUUGUAUGAAAACAGUGCAGUAAGUUGAAAAUUCAGUAUCUAUGGAAUUGAUAAAUGUUGAUCUGGUAGUAUAUUUUAUCUCAUUUUCUUACAUUAAAAAAUGUCUGCAUGAUUACGUUUUAUUUCCUUUGUAAUUUACAUUUCAAAAUAAUGUAUUGCUAUAUGGGUGCCAAGAUUGAAUAUGAAGAACCCGAGUGUUUGUAGUAUUAUAGUUUUAAGCAAAUCUGUGUGGUGAUACAGCCAUAAGAAUGGGGCUUAUAUAAACUCUGUACAUGUAAGAUUUUGUACAGAGAAUUUUUAACUUUAUAAAUUGUAUAUGAACAUGUAAAUCUUUUAAAAUGUACAUAAAAUACUGUAUUUUUUUACUUUGUGUUAGUCUAGUCAUUGCAUGUAAAUAUAAUUUAUUAUGUAUUCUGUAGUAUAAAUCAUACAUUGAUGACUUACAUUUUUACUGGUAAGUCAACAUCCGUUGGAUGUUUUCUGAAGUGGCUCUUUUUGAAGUGAUAAUAGAUUGUAAUUCAAAAUAAAAUUAUUAAUGAAUUCUC
Pongo pygmaeus (Bornean orangutan) is the source of this 2814-nucleotide messenger RNA. It is a transcript of the gene CCNG2, whose product is annotated as cyclin G2. The coding region runs from base 433 to 1467 and encodes 344 amino acids. The transcript is spliced from 8 exons. Lineage: Eukaryota; Metazoa; Chordata; Mammalia; Primates; Hominidae. The record is from RefSeq and is a predicted model, not a curated record.